AUGGAGGGCCCUUCCGUCGUCCCGGAUAGUCUGGACUUCCAUGCUGAAUGCAGAGCUGUCGAUUUCAUACCUACCUUCAGAACGAGCAGAGAUAUCUACAACCAUGAGCCCUGCCAGGGGAAAAACAUUACCGACAACCAUGGCCGCUUAACCGAAGGCAAUGACUGCUUUGGACAACAUGAUGGAGGCAACAGUGAUGGAGACGAUAACGAACAUAGCGAUCAGAGCAACAUUAAUGGAGAAGAUGACAGCGACGAAGAAGACGACAGCGACGAAGAAGACGACAGCGACGAAGAAGACGACAGCGACGAAGAAGACGACAGCGACAGCGACUACGACGGAAGCGAUGAAACUGACAACGGCAACGAUGAUUCUUCGGACUACGACAGCGAAGAUGACUACCCUUCCGAAAACGACUCCAAACAUACCUCUCCGUACCGCGAAUGGAUCGACUACGAAUCUUCCUUGAUUUCCCACUUCCACCUGGCAGCACCUCAGAACAAGAUGGAGCUUGCCAUUCACAAAAGAAAGAUAUGGUGUCAACAAUUCGCCAUUUUUUGGACAUUGAAUGCAGUGAUGUGGUGUGUAGCAAAACCGGUUUCAGAUUGGGAGCUACCUGGUACAUGGAAGGGGUACUGGAUGGUGCAUCUCUUCAUUGGCCCUCCUGUAUGCGUUAUUGCUAUGAAUGUGUCUUACAAAAUGGCGGGGCUCUUUGAUCGUUGGCUUAGAAGGUCGGGACUUCUGGGAUGA
Aureobasidium pullulans EXF-150 is the source of this 750-nucleotide messenger RNA. RefSeq lists its product as uncharacterized. The record is from RefSeq and is a predicted model, not a curated record. NCBI's taxonomy places the organism in Eukaryota, Fungi, Ascomycota, Dothideomycetes, Dothideales, Saccotheciaceae. Bases 1 to 750 code for a protein of 249 amino acids. The transcript has a single exon.